Messenger RNA from Tinamus guttatus (white-throated tinamou), 707 nucleotides. NCBI's taxonomy places the organism in Eukaryota, Metazoa, Chordata, Aves, Tinamiformes, Tinamidae. The record is from RefSeq and is a predicted model, not a curated record.
AUGACCACCAGUUGCAUUUAUAAAGGCUGGCAGGAAAACCAAAACGCAUGCCCUGCUGCAAAACUCACGUGGAACAAGCUCCCUCCAAGGGCAGGAGCCGCGCGUGCCCCCGGCAGCCGAAGCAGACUUGCAACCGCGCAGGCAGCUCAGUUUGUGUGGGUGGACGCGCUGUGCAGCCACGACACCGCUGGCAGGCGCGCAGACAGCACCCACGGCGGCGGCGACCCGAGCGCCCAGCGCGAGCAGGCGGCUCCCUCGCUGAGUUGUUUAGGCGCUAACAAACUCUUUGUGCCAAAGGGUGAUGGACCAGUAAAAAUCACUGGGAAAAUUAAUGCCUUGUCCGACGGAGAUCAUGGCUUCCACGUCCAUGAGUUUGGGGACAACACAAAUGGGUGCACCAGUGCAGGUGCUCACUUCAAUCCCGAAGGCAAGCAGCAUGGUGGACCAAGUGACGAGGAAAGGCAUGUGGGAGACCUUGGCAAUGUGACUGCUAAAGGAGGGGUGGCAGAAGUGGACAUAGAGGAUAAGAUGAUUUCCCUGAGCGGGCCAUAUAGCAUCAUUGGCCGCACCAUGGUGGUCCAUGCAAAACCUGAUGACCUGGGUAAAGGGGGAGAUAAUGAGAGCAAAUUAACUGGAAAUGCAGGACCUCGUUUAGCUUGUGGUGUAAUUGGAUUAGCCAAGUGCUAAGUACUGCACCUCAAGUGCAA